UAUAUACAUAAUUAUAUACAUAAUUUUUAAUCGCAGAGCGAAGAUGCCGGUCAAAAAACAUUGGCCAUGUUGGACCAUCAAGGGGAACAAUUGGAUCGCAUCGAGGAGGGAAUGGACCAGAUAAACGCCGAUAUGCGUGAAGCGGAAAAGAAUUUGACUGGAAUGGAGAAAUGCUGCGGAAUAUGCGUUUUACCUUGCAAUAAAGGGGCAUCGUUUAAAGAAGAUGAAGGCACUUGGAAGGGAAAUGAUGAUGGCAAAGUUGUUAAUAAUCAACCUCAAAGAGUUAUGGACGACCGCAAUGGUUUGGGACCACAAGCUGGUUAUAUUGGAAGAAUAACGAAUGAUGCUCGAGAGGAUGAAAUGGAAGACAAUAUGGGUCAAGUCAACACGAUGAUUGGAAACUUGCGGAACAUGGCCAUUGACAUGGGAUCAGAAUUGGAGAACCAGAAUAGGCAGAUUGACCGCGUCAACCGCAAGGGCAAAGACAACGAAUGGCGUGUGGCUGAUGCAAGAAAAAGAACCGACGAGUUACUCAAAUCAUGAUAAGGAUGAUUUUGAUCAUGAUCAGCAAUUUAUAGUGAAGACGAUAAUUCAGGCCCAAAUUUUUC
Messenger RNA from Ctenocephalides felis (cat flea), 608 nucleotides. Its product is annotated as synaptosomal-associated protein 25-like. Gene Ontology annotation, biological process: synaptic vesicle priming; synaptic vesicle fusion to presynaptic active zone membrane; exocytosis. The transcript is spliced from 5 exons. The record is from RefSeq and is a predicted model, not a curated record. The coding region runs from base 67 to 543 and encodes 158 amino acids. Gene Ontology annotation, cellular component: plasma membrane; SNARE complex. Lineage: Eukaryota; Metazoa; Arthropoda; Insecta; Siphonaptera; Pulicidae. Gene Ontology annotation, molecular function: syntaxin binding; SNAP receptor activity.